UAAUGCCCUUUUUCUACAUCCGUCUUGCACUUGCAGUUGAACACUGCAACCAUUAGGUCAUCAGCCGAAUUUCUUUACGAGGGGAAGUGCUCGCGUAUUGUGAAAAAAAGUGCUUUUACUAUUUUCCAUUUCCGCCUCGAACACGAGAGAAAAGUGGGCCCACGAUCGCUGUAAAAUUUGCUACAGUCGAUUAAAAAAAAUAUAUAUAUAUAUAAAUAUAUAUACAAUUAUUUUUGUAACACGAGAGGAAUUUUUCUGUAGUGUUCAAAUAUUUUUGGGUGUGAUCCGGCCGUAAAUGAUCAAAACGGUGUUGGACGCUAACACGGAACGCAUCAUGGAGUCGGAAGAAAAAGACCAUUCGACCGCGGCCAACGAUGAAGACAAUUCCUCUUCAAAUAAAAGUUCGACUCGAAAGCGGAAGAACAAAAUUGUCUAUUGCAAGUUGUGCAGGAACCAUAAAAUUUUCAGCGAGGUCAAAGAGCACAAGGACUAUUGUCACUACAAGUACUGUGAUUGCAUCAAUUGCCUCCACACGAAGCAAGAAAGAAAAAGAUUCGCGAAACGCACACGUGAGAGGAGGGCGGAAAAACUGGCGAAGCAACGAGCCGAAAAGAAUCUGCCCGCAAUACCCGUGAUGAAGCCGAAUACUAGUGACAGGCAACUUUCCAUACCAUCUCCCUCCUCCUCGAGUGGAACGAACCCAAAUCCGGACUCGGCACCAAAUUCACCGAUCGCGAUGUCAACUAUCUCUCCUGUCGUAUCUUUAAUAGGAAUAGCGACAAUCAAUAUACCUUACCUCAACCAGAACGCAGCAACACUGUUCAAGAUUUUUUAGAUCACAAAUGCUCUUAGAAACUAUUGACUGCUCGGGCGAGUACCUGGCAUAUUCUAUUUUUAAGAUCAACAGUGAUGAUGGAUUCCUUUUCCAGAGUAGCGAGUUUGAAGGCUUGAAAUUGGUGGCUAUUGAAAAUAUCAAAGAAAUCAACGAUACAAAUCUAGACCUUUACUGUCCAACAUGCCUAGUCGAAUACCAGUGUGGACGUUCCUGAAGUUCUUAUAACCCAACUAUGCUAAAAUAAGUUCAUCUCCUGCGCACUCACCUCGGUGGAUAAAUAUUUGACCAAGAACUAAAAGUGUAAAUGGUUAGAAAGCAGAAACAUACGCAAGAGUUCCUAAAGCAACAGAAAACUGAAACGUGUAUGAUAUAAUAUCUAUAUAUCUCCUGUCUGAAAAAAAAGUGAAAAGAAAAUUCAUCCUCGAGGAACAUAAAGCCAAGAUGCUUCAAGUUAAAAAAAAAAAUAAAUAAAAUAAAAUAAACGAGGCUCGUAUAGAUGUUUUUGCAAUGCAAAAUAAAUAAAGUAAUAAAAAUGAAAA
Cimex lectularius (bed bug) is the source of this 1374-nucleotide messenger RNA. Its product is annotated as doublesex and mab-3 related transcription factor 3, truncated-like. Bases 296 to 835 code for a protein of 179 amino acids. Gene Ontology annotation, biological process: regulation of transcription by RNA polymerase II; sex differentiation. The record is from RefSeq and is a predicted model, not a curated record. Gene Ontology annotation, cellular component: nucleus. Lineage: Eukaryota; Metazoa; Arthropoda; Insecta; Hemiptera; Cimicidae. The transcript has 5 exons. Gene Ontology annotation, molecular function: RNA polymerase II cis-regulatory region sequence-specific DNA binding; DNA-binding transcription factor activity, RNA polymerase II-specific.